Messenger RNA from Aspergillus alliaceus, 1360 nucleotides. RefSeq lists its product as uncharacterized. Bases 173 to 1051 code for a protein of 292 amino acids. The record is from RefSeq and is a predicted model, not a curated record. Lineage: Eukaryota; Fungi; Ascomycota; Eurotiomycetes; Eurotiales; Aspergillaceae. The transcript has a single exon.
UCUGCCGCUUAUUUCGUGUUGACAGUGACUCAAGGUACAUACAUACAGGAGCGUAAAAGAGAAUAUCUUAUCCUCUUGGAAGUUAUCAUUAACGUCACUCUUCUUAGAAAUCACAUAUACAAGUCUCAUUAAUAUAAUCACUGUUGUCUUUGUAUCAACCUAACUCACCACUAUGCCAAACCCCGAGUCUCCAAAAAGCCCCACCAGCUCGAAUAGACGAGCUAUCUUGAGGUCAACUGCAAAGGAAACAAAGUCACUGCUGCCUCAAAUAUUAGCUGUUGUUCCACAGGCACCUGCAACUGGGAUUCGUUGCUCACAUGAUAAGAUGCCAAUAUUGGAUUCGAGGUAUAAUCCACGUCUUAGCACCCAGGUCGAAGUUGUGAAUGGAGACGCUUUCAAUAUAGCGAUCAAUCUCGGUAACCGCACGGGAUCCACCACGAGCAUGAACACUGGUAACGUCUGUGUCCUGAACAUGGCUAGUGAGAAGAGGGCAGGUGGUGGUUGGCUUCGAGGAGCCUUAGCUCAGGAGGAGGAGCUUUGUUAUCGCAGUAGUCUUAGUUUUACACUUAAGCUACGAUACUACCCCUUAGGGAGCCGUGAUGCGAUUUACUCUCCGACUGUUAUUGUGUUCCGUGACAGUUUCAAAGACGGGCACAAAUUAAUGGAUCUACAAAAGCCUGAGGUUCUGCCCGUGGUCAGUGUUGUCAGUAUGGCCGCUCUGAGGAGGCCGGAAGUAGAUCGGAGCACACAACCGCCAAGGUACAAACACGUCGCGGAUCGUGCCCUGAUGAAGGACAAAAUGCGUGUGAUACUCCGUAUUGCAGCAUACAACAGGCAUCGGAAUCUUGUCCUAGGUGCUUUUGGCUGUGGUGCUUUCGACAACCCCAAGGAAGAGGUCACUAACUGUUGGGCAGAGGUUUUGCAGGAACCAGAGUUUCAAGGAUGGUGGGAAAACAUGGUGUUUGCGGUUCUGGAAAACACGAUCGAUCUCGCCAAAAGCAAGGGAAACUUUGAUGUUUUCCACACAAGGUUGCAUGGACUUAAUGUGUAACCAACUCAAAUGACAAGGCUAUACGAUCCUCCAACUAUGCAUAUCUCACGGUGUAGUAAACAAUGCCCCAUGUGAGGUUUAGAUGUAACGUACAAAUUCCAAAUAUCAAAGGUCUGAGAAACAGUAAAGGGUAGGCAGUUCGAAGGGUUUACUUCUUGAGCCGAGUUGAGCGCCUUCUUCCCGUAGACGCUUCAUUGUCUAGUUCGGGUUUCUUCUCAUCGGCAGCUUUCUUAGUCGGCUGAGUUUGGUUUUUCGACCCUGAUUUCUUUGGUUUCGGUUCUUCCUCGCUUGCCUCUGCAUCACUUUCAG